AUGGAGCGAGUAGAUGUAUCAGCCAGCGUCCCUCCCCUGUCCCCGUCCUCUAGUGCCCUUAGCUUCGAAGAGCUCGACCUUGCCGCCGAUCCUUAUCCCUUUCAAGCUGUCGAGCCCAAGUGGAACACGGUCAACAAGGCACAGACAUGCGAGGUCGAGGACCUGCCACAACUGCAAACAGCUCAUGGCGACCCGGAGGGUCUGGACCCGAUUGGCUUCGACGGCUUGCAGCCGGGUAGCUUCGACUUGGUGAACCCAGUAGAGCCAAACCGAGCUGGAGGCGGCAAAUAUGAACUUGAGAAGCGAUCUGAGCUGCUCUUCUCCAGUCGUCAUCUGGAAGCAAUCUUCGACGACCCAGCAUAUCUGUAUCGAUUCGCAAGGUUUCUCCACCAGCAUCGGCCUGCAUCCGUUCCACUUCUCAGCUACUACAUGGAGAGUCUGAAAGCCCUCAAGGCCAUCAACUACAGCAAUGCCGUGCUGAGAGAACUUGGUCCGUUGACCGAGUUCGACUCGACAGAGGAGACUGCCCUGGCGCAUGCAACUGCCAACAAAGAGCUUGAGACGUAUGCUCAUGCGGCCUUUGAGCUUUUGGCGAGGGAAGAUCUACCCAUGUACAUCACACACAUUUGGAUUCAGACCGUGACGGUCUCCAUCAGACACAGGAUCAAGGGGCUGCCGCGGCCGGCAUCAGAAGGCCUGGCCGAGGUCUUCUGUCUCACGGACCCAUCCCGGCCCGACAAUCCCAUUGUCUUCAUGACGGAGGAGUUCAACAGGACCACGCAGUACGGAGUGGACUACGUCAUUGGACGCAAUUGCCGAUUUCUCCAAGGACCGAGCACAAGUCCCUUCAGCGUGAAGCGCAUCCGAGACAGGCUGAACGCCGGAAUGGAGCACUAUGAAACGUUUCUCAACUACAGGCGAGACGGUUCGCCUUUCAUGAACCUCGUGAUGCUCGCGCCGCUCUAUGACAGUCGGGGCGUCAUACGAUACUUUUUGGGAGCGCAGGUUGACGUGUCGGGUCUGGCGAGGGAUUGCUAUGGCCUCGGAGCCCUCAAGAAGCUCGUCACCGAAGACGAAGGCGAGCCAAAGGAGCAGCCGGACCCUGCCACCACCACAUGCAACCAAGACGAGUUCACGCAACUCGCCGAGUUGCUUGGGCGCCGAGAGCUCGACACUGUACGAGAACACGGCGGUCGGAUGCACGAGCCGCCGUUCCAGCAGACGGGAGCGGGACCGCGUCGCUUUCAAGAAAAGCCGUCGUCGAAUCCAACCGCCAACAACGCCUACGAUAUUGAGCCUUACAAGGAAAGCGGAGCGGGCAAGCAUCGGGUCAUAUUGAAAGAUCCCGAACCCCAGGGCCAGAGCACAGUGGCGGGCGAGCAUGGUCAACAGACCGAUGCUUCGGAGCAACCCACAUCGCUGGCACUCAAGCACAACGGCCGACUCGCCGGUGUAUACGAAAACUACGUUCUCGUACGGCCAUACCCGUCGCUGCGCAUCCUGUUCACAAGCCCGUCCAUGCGAAUGCCCGGGAUUCUCCAAUCGCCCUUGCUCGACCGAAUUGGCGGCUCGGCCCACAUGCGAGAUCAACUGGUACAAGCGCUUGCGGAGGGACAGGGCGUCACCGCAAAGGUAACUUGGCUCAGUGGAUCGCAACGACCGCCGCAGUUCCAGCCGCCCAGGCGGAUGACGCCCUACAACCACCCGCUGGAAGCGCACUUGGGCUUUGAUGACGAUACCGACACUCUGAUAGAGCCAGAGCCACAGGGCCGGCCGCGAUGGCUGCACUGCACGCCGCUGGUGGGUUCGAAUGGGAAAGUCGGCGUGUGGAUGAUUGUGAUUGUCGACGAUGAGUCGGAACAUGAACACAACAACGCCAGCGGCGGCCGGGCAGCCAGUACGAACCACAACAUGACACCGGAGCGGCGACGGCCUGGGUCGGCCAUGUCGGACAGAUCGACUUCAGCCACCAAGGAAUCCAUGGACAACGUCCACGACGAACACAUCAUGUCGCAGAUGCAGAGAGCACGGCCGCGACGAUCGUCGGAGACUCUUGGAACGUCCUCGGCAAACACGCAGUCCUGCGACGACGGAGCGCCGCCAGCGAGACGGCGUCCGGCCGCCUUCACCAUUACUCCGCGGACGCCACGGUCUGGCCAAACCACCCGACUUCCUGCGCGCUUCUUCAGUCGCGCGGCUCUGGCACGGGCCGCCGCGUCCAACGGCUCCCCAAGUCGGCCCAUGCCCGGUCCAGCUACAGCGAACGGUGAUCAACACUGGCAAGGGCCGGAACAGCACUUCCAUUCCGCCACCUCCGACGAACGAUCCAUCUCGCAGGCGCCGUCGUGGCCGCUACCCCCCAAAAUGUCCUCGCAAAUGAGACGACGGCGGGAGCACCAGGUCCACGUGCCGCCGCCGAUUCGGGAACAGUCCUCGGAAAGGAGCAAAGCAGAGCCGCAUGGUCACGACAAUGGAGAGACGUCUUCUAUUACGAGUCGAGGAUCGGCGUUUACGGUCAGAAUCGAGGAGUGA
Purpureocillium lilacinum is the source of this 2532-nucleotide messenger RNA. RefSeq lists its product as uncharacterized. The record is from RefSeq and is a predicted model, not a curated record. Gene Ontology annotation, cellular component: nucleus. Lineage: Eukaryota; Fungi; Ascomycota; Sordariomycetes; Hypocreales; Ophiocordycipitaceae.